This is a messenger RNA of Saccostrea cuccullata (small rock oyster), 1135 nucleotides long. Its product is annotated as 3-oxoacyl-[acyl-carrier-protein] reductase FabG-like. The transcript has 9 exons. Bases 17 to 799 code for a protein of 260 amino acids. The record is from RefSeq and is a predicted model, not a curated record. Lineage: Eukaryota; Metazoa; Mollusca; Bivalvia; Ostreida; Ostreidae. Gene Ontology annotation, molecular function: oxidoreductase activity.
GAACCGGUUGUAAAUUAUGGCAUCAAUUGGAAGAUUGGACGGAAAAGUCGCUCUUAUUACAGGGGCCAGCUCUGGUAUUGGUGCCGGGACAGCCAUCUUGUUUUGUAAAUUAGGAGCAGAAGUGGCCAUUACUGGUAGAAAUGUCGAAAAUUUAAAUAAAACAGCGGCUGAAUGUGAGAAAGGAAAUGGAAAGAAGCCCUUUACUCUUGUUGGUGAUAUGACUAAUGAAGAUUUUGUAAAACGGCUUGUAGAAGAAACAGUAAAACAUUACGGGAAAUUAGACAUUCUGGUUAAUAAUGCAGGAAUAGUAAAAAGUGGAACCAUUGAAACAACAUCGCUGGAGCAGUAUGAUGAAGUCAUGAAUAUCAACGUCAGGUCUAUUUAUCAUCUGACCAUGCUUGCAGUACCUCAUCUCAUAAAAACAAAAGGAAACAUAGUAAAUGUAUCUAGUGUAAAUGGAGUUAGAUCUUUUCCAGGAGUUCUUGCAUACUGCAUGUCAAAAAGUGCUGUGGACCAAUUCACCAGAUGUACAGCCAUAGAGUUGGCUCCAAAACAAGUUAGGGUGAACAGUGUCAACCCAGGAGUGAUUGUCACAGAAAUCCACAGAAGAGGGGGGAUGGAUGAUGAGGCCUAUCAGAAGUUUCAUGAACGGAGUAAAAUUACACAUGCCCUAGGAAGGUCUGGCCAAGUAGAAGAGGUGGCCAAUACAAUAGCUUUUCUAGCCUCAGACAGCGCUUCCUUUAUAACUGGAGUACAGAUGUUAGUGGACGGGGGAAAGCAUGUACUUUGUCCACGAUAACUUCAAGAAUAUAAGAAGUUUUAAAAGAAAAUAUCCAGUGCGUAUUCAUUGUGAAGAAUUUUUUAAAAUUCUCUUUUGAGAUAUCUUUUUGUUAAUGAAAGAAACAAGUAAUAGCAAAUUUUGUGAAGGAACAUACUCAUGAUUUAGACAGAACAUAUUUCCAUAUCCAGACUUUGUGAUAUUAGUCAGAGAAAAUUAUUUAUAUUAUCACUGUGAAGAAAUUGUAAUUUUAUAAGGGAAGUAAGAAAAAUGUAAUAAACUGUAAUAAUUGCAUUUUGAAUUAUUACAGUUUGCGUUUACAUCAAUGCAGAAUGUAAUAACGCAAACUGUACUAAU